Rodentolepis nana is the source of this 1137-nucleotide messenger RNA. The record is from the annotation of a GenBank genome assembly. NCBI's taxonomy places the organism in Eukaryota, Metazoa, Platyhelminthes, Cestoda, Cyclophyllidea, Hymenolepididae.
AUGUUUUACUUUGGUCAUUUUCUCAAAUCGUUUUUGCAAAGAAGUUCAUCUACCGAAUACCAACGUGUCUUUCACUCCCUUGUCCAUACCUGCUUUGGGCAAAAUUUUUGGCUCAGAUUAACAACCUUGCUAGGAAAAAGGCCUGAUGAAUGUCCGGAAGAAGAACUAGCUAUUCGCCUUUUCCUAAGGCGGAUUUUCCUUGAUCCCCACGGUCUUCCAUUAAAUGAAGGACCGACAUGGAUUGAUCUUAGCAAUUCGAAUAAUUCAUCUUCGAGUUCACAAAAAUAUUUCACUUUUUCUAAUAACAUUAAUCUACUUGCAUCUUCUGGUUACGUCUCGUCUGAUAGUAUAAGUUUUUUUGAUAGCAGCUUUGAUAUGGGUUCCGUUCCACAACCAAGUACUUCUAAAUCAGGUCCAAUAACAUCUACGCCUCUUAUUAAAACAUCCAAAAUGGCUAAUAACAGCAAUGAUGCUUCAACACAAUGCUCUUUGUACUCGUGGCCGACGGCAAGAUUUCUGGCAAGUAUACUAAAUUCAUACCCAUUUGUCCAUCAAGCUCGUCUACUCUUCAUACUUUAUGGACCUGUUCACAAAGGGCGUCUGAUGUGGAGCAUAAUGUGCGAGAAUACUGCUGCUGAUUUAAAACAAUUGUCGGCAUGCUUCGGUGAACUUGGUUGUGCGCUCAAUAGUCUUUGGUUAUCUGGCCAUUGGUCAGCUUGUGACACGCUAGCCGUCCUUCAUGAAAUCACAAAUAUUCCAGAAAGUUGGCUAGCUGAAAAUGUUGCAUGCAUUUUGCAUUCAGCCGGACCCCAACUCGCAUCUUUGGCUGUUCAGCACAAAGCAAAUAAGGGACAAGUGGCGGAGUUGGCCGUUAUUCUCACUUCUUUGUGCCUAGUUCAGGUGAAAAUUAAAGAGGACCUCUCAGGACUUUUAAAACUAGUGGAAAUUGCUGUUCAAUCCACAAGCAACGCAUACAAACAGGAAUUUCUGGACUCCCUUUCAAAUGCUUUUCGAGGAGUUAUAGUCGACCUCUACGAAACGGACGAACUGGAUGAAAGACUAGAGGACUUCUCCAUCAUUCUGAAAGCUCAGUCCUACUUCUUCCGGGCUCUUCUUGCGCGAGUAUAUGAGGAAUGA